UCGGAAGCUGCUUGUUUGCCUGUUUGGUUUGGAGUUUGUUUCUGGUUUCUGGUUUGGUUCAGCUCCUUUACUCGGAACUCUUCUCCUGCUUCUCCUGAUUCUGCUACUGCUAUCUUUCUCCGAUUCGAAGUCGCCGUCAGAUUCUGAUUCGCCAUUGCCUGAAAUGGGUUCCCCGGCCAGUGUCCGGCUGAAUUCAUAUGUAUGAUCGUACUCAUCACCCAGACUCAUAGUCCUCUUAAUCACCAUGGCUUUGUUUAGAGGUUUUGGCGCUGUCGAGUUCGUUUUGUAGCAUCGCCUUAUCAGCUUCUUAUUACAUUCACCACGGCUUUACUAUUUACUGUGUUCCAUGUCACAAAAGAAGAAAGGAGGUGUUCCUUUUAUCCACUGCUGGUCAGGGAAGAUCUGAAGCAGCGCCAGCUGCACAGGCCCUGUAAUGGACGCAUACUCUUCUGGAGAAGAAGUAGUCGUUAAGACAAGAAAACCAUAUACAAUCACAAAGCAAAGAGAACGAUGGACAGAGGAGGAGCAUGAUAAGUUCCUAGAAGCGCUAAAGCUCUAUGGAAGAGCAUGGCAGCGCAUAGAAGAGCAUAUAGGAACAAAGACUGCUGUGCAAAUCAGGAGCCAUGCACAGAAGUUCUUUUCAAAGUUGGAGAAAGAGGCCCUUGUAAAAGGUGUUCCAAUCGGACAAUCUAUUGACAUAGACAUACCUCCUCCACGCCCCAAAAGAAAACCAAACAAUCCUUAUCCUCGGAAGACUAGUGCUUGUGCCCAGACAUCACAUGGUGGAGGAAAGAAUGGAAAACUUGUGCCGGUUUCAUCUUCACACUGCAAACCAGCACUGGACCUGGAGAAGGAACCACAUCCAGAGGAGGCACCCUGUUCCUUAGUUACAUCAGCAGACAAGAAUUCAAUGUCAGUGCCACUGAGAAGUCCAUGCACCUUAAGGGAGUUCAUACCCUCAGCAAAAGAAUUGAUAAGCCGGGAUGAAACAGAUGAAUCUUUUGUCACCACUGAGCUAAAAGAAAAUCAGAAGUUGGAAAUAGGUGCUGAAGGGAAACGCACAGAACAGAGUAAUGGCACAGGUAAAGCUUCCAAGUUGGAAGAUUCUGAUGCUUCACAUGCAAAAUCGGUUCAGAGUAAGAAAACAGAUUAUCUCAAUUGUGCUUUGACAAUAGAAGGGAUGCAAGGAAAUCAUAACUACCCUAGACAUGUCCAUGUGCACGUUCUUGAUGGGAAAAUUGGAACAGCUGCAUCAAAUGCAAGUGGAAGUCAAAAUAACUCAACACAAUCUUCAAUUCAUCAAUCAUUUCCUGCUUAUCCUCCCCCAUUCCCACAAAUUCACCAGAAUCAAGAUCACUACCAAUCAUUUCUUCAAAUGUCCUCCACAUUUUCAAGCCUUAUUGUCUCCACCCUGCUUCAAAACCCUGCAGCACAUGCUGCAGCAAGUUUUGCUGCUACGUUUUGGCCCUAUGCAAAUGUAGAAGCUUCUGCAGAUUCUCCAGCAUGCUUGCAAGGAGCCUUUCCAUCUAGGCAAAUUGGCUCUCCUCCAAAUAUGGCAGCUAUUGCAGCUGCUACUGUGGCUGCUGCAACUGCAUGGUGGGCAGCCCAUGGACUUCUUCCUUUGUGUGCCCCUUUCCAUUCUGCUUUUCCUUGUCCGCCAUCAGCUGCAGUAGUUCCAUCAACGGACAAUGGUGAAAUACCGGCAGCCAAAACAGAGCAAGGUGGUGAAACUACUGUUCGGACUCCCCUGCAAAAUCAGGAUCCAGAAUAUGCAGAUGCUCUUCAAGCUCAACAUUCAGCUUCUAAGUCACCAGCAAUUUCUUCAUCAGAGCCAGAGGAAAGGGGAGAUGCUAAGAUGAAUGCUUCAUCAAAGACUGAUCAUGAGAAGAGCAAAGCAAAUUCUGAGCACCUUGACCCUAACAAAAUGAAAGGCAGAAAACAGGUUGACCGUUCCUCAUGUGGUUCUAAUACCACCUCUAGCAGCGAGGUUGAGACAGACGCACUAGAGAAGGAUGAGAAAGGGAAAGAGGAAAACAAAGAACCUGAUGCAAACCGAUUAGCUAUUGAUUCCAGAAAUCGUCGUGCUAGAAGUGCCAGCUGCCUUCCUGAUUCUUGGAAGGAGGUCUCUGAAGAGGGAAGGCUGGCCUUUCAGGCUCUCUUCUCAAGGGAGGUGUUGCCACAGAGCUUUUCUCCCCCACAUGACUUGACAAAUCCGGAUCAUCAGAUGGAGAAAAUUGAGGAUAACAAGCAUAAUACGGAUGAUAAACUAGACAACAGCAAGAAACGCAGUUCUGACUGUAGAGGAGCGGAGAAAAAUCUGUCAUUCAUUGAAAAACACAAUGAGGAGGAGAUACUGCUAACCAUAGGGCUUGGACAAGGAAAGCUGAAGGCUAGUCGAACAGGGUUUAAACCUUACAAGAGAUGUUCAAUGGAAGUCAAGGAAAACAGGGUUGGAACUACUGGCAACCAUGGUGAAGAGAAAGGUGCCAAGAAAAUACGCUUGGAAGCGGAGGCUUCAACUUGACACGUGAUAUUGCAUGGAAACACAUGGAGGAAACCUUGGCUUUCCAUGCUAUUUCUAGCUCACCCACGUGUAUAUUCAUGUUGUUUAUUACCAAUUAUGCUGCUCACGAAACUCGUCGUGUAGAUGUGUGUACUAUAUUAAAUUUCUACAUGCACUUGUUUACUAUCCUGAACUGAUGUUACUGCAGCUAAGAACUCCGCUAAAUAACCUUAGAUAAGAUACAUUGAGACUUCACCAUUAAGUAAUUUAUGAGUUAUCAUUCAGCUAA
Messenger RNA from Prosopis cineraria, 2792 nucleotides. Its product is annotated as protein LHY-like. Lineage: Eukaryota; Viridiplantae; Streptophyta; Magnoliopsida; Fabales; Fabaceae. Gene Ontology annotation, molecular function: DNA binding. The record is from RefSeq and is a predicted model, not a curated record.